Molecule: messenger RNA, 681 nt
Organism: Plasmodium inui San Antonio 1
Lineage: Eukaryota; Apicomplexa; Aconoidasida; Haemosporida; Plasmodiidae
Exons: 2
Coding region: 1-681 (226 amino acids)
Source: RefSeq, a predicted model, not a curated record
AUGAAGGUUGCCUACUUCUUGUCCGCUCUGGACUUCCUGAUUAUUUUCAGCUUGUACUUGGGUGGGACCUGUAGCGGCUUCGCGGGCAUUGUUGCCUGUAUGAGACAUGGCCGCAUUUUGGAUGAAGCGGGGCAGGAGGGCGUCGGUGGGAGUGGCAAUGUGACUGACGCCACGAAUGCUACCACGAAUGCUGCCACUGAUGCUACCACCGAGGCUGCCACCGAUACAUCCACCACUGCUGCCACCAAUGGUGAUGCAAGUGGCGGUCUCAACUCGCCCGCCGAGAGCAGCGGCAGUGGGGGAAACGACCCAGCGAACCCAGCGACUCAUUCCAGCGACUUGCCAACGACAGGCGCGCAGAAUACUCCUCCAGGUAACGGAGGCCAAACGGGUGACCACGAUGCAGAGGUAGAAGAUGGAGAUUACGAUGAUACAGAGGAUGAUACCAGGUACAAUUUACAAGACGUUGAGGAAAUUAUAGAUCCAUGUUCGGAAAACAAUGGUGGAUGUGGAGAUGACAAAAUAUGUGAAAAUUUAGGGGAGGGGAUAGUGAAGUGUUCCUGUAAACCGGGGUAUAAGUUGGUUGACACCGAGUGUGUGGAGUCAUCAAAAUCGUCCUCCUGGAAUUCGUUUUUCUGUUGGUUUCUUCUUCUGAUUAUUGUUUUGGCUUCCAUAAAUUAG